Symphalangus syndactylus (siamang) is the source of this 3017-nucleotide messenger RNA. RefSeq lists its product as uncharacterized. Gene Ontology annotation, molecular function: protein binding. Lineage: Eukaryota; Metazoa; Chordata; Mammalia; Primates; Hylobatidae. The record is from RefSeq and is a predicted model, not a curated record.
AUGGGAACCUCGAUUGCCCCUCCUCACACGUGCCCAUCACACGACUUGGGCGACAGGGUGGUGAAGUCAGGCUGUGGCCCCAGCGGCGCCACGAGGCCAAGAAUCGGCGCUCAGCCUCAUCCCCGUGGCUGCAGAGUGCCAAGCGCCAGGUCCUGCGCUCUGGGCGCGGGUCAGGAGCAGCUGGCAAGGGCGGCGCAGCCUGUGGGGCCCUUGGGCGCGGUCUGCCGCAGCUCCGGGAAGCCACGUCAGCCCACGGGCGCUGCAGCUGCAGCCACCACCAACACAUGGAGCAGGGGUCGCCGAGGAUUGGGAAUCCCCGACCAGGACUGCGCCUCCAGCCGCGCGGACCCCGGGGCCAGUCCAGCAGCGGCAAGUCAGGCAGUCUGCGGCAGGAGCGCCGGGCAUGGGCUUUGGCCCGGGGUGCAGGAGGAGCGCACCCUCCGGCCGGAGGGAUGGGCGGCGCACUCAGGGCCCAGGAGGCCAUCCCAGGAGAGCCCCGCCAGCCCCCGCCGGAGCCCGAGCUGCAGCUGCCACUUGCAAGUGGUGCGCUGGCUGCAGCGGUGGCAACCCCGGAUUCCGUGCUCCCGCCUCGCGCCCAUCAGCGCGGACCCCGGGGGCGACGCAGUGGCGAAGUCGGGCUGUGGGCCCAGCGGCGGCACCAGGGGGAGAAGGACCACUCAACCCCAUCCCUGGGCUGCAGAGGGCCCAGCGCGGGGGGCUCCGCGCGUCUGGAGCCGGUGGAAGAGGAGAAGAGCUCGCGGGCGACAGUCAUACAAGCCCUGGGGCAGGGCGCGCCUCGCGCUCCAGGGAGCCACACCAGGCCGCGGUGCCUCCGCAGCAACCGCCGCCUGCACGUGGCGCGGCGAGAGAGCCGUUAGGGCGGUUUCUCCGCCUCGGGCCUGUUGGGCGGGGCCGGCUAAGGGCUGGAGCGUUCCCAGGCUGCAAUUUGCAGCGACAAUUGUGGAAGACUACGAGCCGGAGAGGUGGCCCACCCUCAGGGAGCGCUUGUGCUGGGAUGGCUUCUCAUUUCCCCAAUACCACAUUAAAUCGUCUCAUCUGAGGACGAUCCACAGAGCUGUCUUCUAUGGUAAUCUGGAGAAACUGGAGUACCUUCUGCUCACGUAUCAUGAUGCCAAUGAGAGAGACAAGAAGGAAAGGACUGCCCUACAUUUGGCCUGUGCCACUGGCCAACCGAAAAUGGUAUUUCUCCUGGUGUCCGGAAGAUGUGAGCUUAACCUCUGCGACCGUGAAGGCAGGACACCUCUGAUCAAGGCUGUGCAACUGAAGCAGGAGGCUUGUGCAACUAUUCUGCUGCAAAAUGGCGCUGAUCCAAAUAUUACGGAUGUCUUUGGAAGGACUGCUCUACACUAUGCUGUGUAUAAUGAAGAUACAUCCAUGAUAGAAAAACUUUUAUAUGGUACAAAUAUUGAAGAAUGCAGCAAGUAUAAAUAUCCACCACUGUUACUCGCCGUGAGUAAAAGAAAACUGAAAAUGGUGGAAGUUUUAUUGAAGAAAAAUGCAAAUAUAAAUGCAAUUGAUUAUCUUAGCAGAUCAGCCCUCAUACUUGCUGUUACUCUUGGAGAAAAAGAUACAGUCAUUCUUCUUCUGCAGCACAAUAUUGAUGUGUUUUCUUGAGAUGCGUAUGGAAAGACUGCAGAAGAUUAUGCCAUUGAGGCUGAGAAUAGAGUCAUUUUCGAAUUAAUUUCUGAAUACAAAAGAAACAAAUAUGAAGAGCUUUCUAUAAAUAGCAAUCCAGAAUCUUCUGAGCGACCUCCUUUAUGCACGCUUACCCUGAAAGAAGCAGAUCCCAGUUCAAAAGUAGCCAUAAGAAGGAAGGAUUCACCACCUCCAGGAAAAGUGUCUUCUCAGAAAUAACCAGCUGAGAAGGCUACCAGUGACGAGAAAGAUUCUGUUUCGAAUAUAGCCACAGAAAUGAAGGAGGAACCAAUAUCUGGGACGGGUAAUUUUGCAAAACACAUCUAAUGUCAUGUUCAAUCAAGAUAGAAGAGAACUUCCCUUCCCCAAAUAAAUCAGUGGGGAGUUCGUCUAAGCUGCAUGUUCUGAUUCAGUACACCUGAGAUUCUUCAUUUGUAGUGAGUUCUCAGGUGACCCUGAUGCUGCUGGUCCUUGGCCAUGAUCUGAGUAGUAAGAUUAUAGACUUCCCCACAUUGAAAUUGGGAAGAAGAACCAUUGCAGAGCAAUUCAACACAUACCAGGCUAAGGGAAAAGCAUAAUUUUGCUUUAAUUUUAUAGCAUGUUUCCAUCAAGAGGGGAAAGAGAAUGAGAUGAAGUAAUAGAAAUUACAGGCAUCAUAUUGUAUUGUUAUAAACAGAGGGAAAAGUGAUCCUAAUUACUCCAUAAAUACUGUAGAAUGAGAACUAAGAAGACCACUGAUGUAGCAAUUAUUUUCCUCAAGGAAGAGGGAUUGUGAGGCAGGAAGGAGGAAAAAGAAGAAGGUAUUUAUGUAAUUUUGGGGUUUCUGCUGAGGAAACCUGAGUGAACUCAUUUCAGAUGCAUUUGGAAUAUUUGCAUAAAAGAGGAUUUGAUUUUGGCUGCUCCAAGAACUACUGGAAGCAGGAAACAAUGCUAGAACUGGGAUAAACCACAGUGACUCAUUACUCCUCUUUGUUACUAUUAGGCAUCAGAGAUACAUGUUUUGUUGACUUUAGUUAUAAAAAUGAGAUAAACUUGCAUAUGAAUACACUGGCUUCCUUGUUCAGGGAGCUAACUCUUGGAUAAAAUAGCUAUUGAAUGAAACUUCUUUAGAGAAUAACAUGAUACUCCCAACAAGACUAUCUUAGAAACAAAAAUGAUGUUGAAUUCUAAUUAACUCCUAAAGUGGUCAUUUUCAAUGAAUAUUGGAGUGAUUUCUGAAUGUAAAACUUAUUAAUAUCUAAUGCUUGCGGCAGUUUUACUUUGUAGAAGUAUGUUAACAUUGGUAAUUGGUGGCCCACAACAAAGAAUUAUCUCAAUAUCUCAGCAAAGAAUUAUAUCAAUAAAGCUACAAUUGAGAAGCA